AUGACAGUAGCGAAAACACAAACGCUUCAGAAUGCAGAUAUACAACGUCGACAUCGCGGAUGGAGCGAGUCAAGAAACUUGAAUUCGUCUUUCAGAAGUAUGUUUGACUCAGUCGCAUCUGUGAAUAGCGACACCGAAACGAUAUUUAGCUCUCCUUCAGAUUCUGAAUUGUUGGACCGAGCUCGUGCAAAUUAUUCUAGCGUCGAUUUUGGCGCUCUUUCAGCUUGUCCGGAACAGGACGGAUCAUGGAGUUGCAAGGAAGUUACUGAUCAAUUCGUCGUACUCAAGCGUCCAUCGUCGGCUAAGGCAAAUAGUGUUAGUCAUUCCUGGCCUAGAAGUCUUAUGUGCCGGUCGUCUUGA
This is a messenger RNA of Plasmopara halstedii, 360 nucleotides long. RefSeq lists its product as uncharacterized. The transcript has a single exon. Bases 1 to 360 code for a protein of 119 amino acids. The record is from RefSeq and is a predicted model, not a curated record. Lineage: Eukaryota; Oomycota; Peronosporomycetes; Peronosporales; Peronosporaceae.